AUGCAAUUCUCAACUUUAUUAGCUACUGCUGUCGCUUUAACUGGUGCUACCGCUGCUGCCAUCCAAAACAGCACCGUCAAAUUCACCAUUGAAUCUCCAAACCAAGAUGUUAACAACAAAGGUUUAUCAUCAAUCCAUGAAGGCGCUGCUAUCAACUACUUCUUUGCUGGUGAAGCUUCAGAAGCUUUCGGUUUCGAUACCAAAACUGGUGUCAUUUCAAAAACUGUUGAAAUUGGUGGUAAUCAAUCAUAUGAAGAAUUCUUUGGAAUUCAACAAGGUGGUAAUUUCCAAAGUUUACAAACUUCUCCAACCCAAGAUAACACCAAAUGGGCUGUUGAUAACGGUUAUUUAACUGGUAACGGUUCAGACUCAUUCUUUGCUGUUAAAGGUACUAAUGAUCCAUACAACUACUCUGAAGAAUCAUACCAAAUUGGUAUUGUUGCUCCACAUGCACCAAACGUUUAUAAGGAAGUCGUUCCAAUCAAAAUUAAAGCUAACUUACAAUAA
Hansenula ciferrii is the source of this 507-nucleotide messenger RNA. RefSeq lists its product as uncharacterized. The record is from RefSeq and is a predicted model, not a curated record. The coding region runs from base 1 to 507 and encodes 168 amino acids. The transcript has a single exon. Lineage: Eukaryota; Fungi; Ascomycota; Saccharomycetes; Phaffomycetales; Wickerhamomycetaceae.